Molecule: messenger RNA, 1585 nt
Organism: Diaporthe batatas
Lineage: Eukaryota; Fungi; Ascomycota; Sordariomycetes; Diaporthales; Diaporthaceae
Exons: 4
Coding region: 177-1532 (451 amino acids)
Biological process (GO): carbohydrate metabolic process
Molecular function (GO): hydrolase activity, hydrolyzing O-glycosyl compounds
Source: RefSeq, a predicted model, not a curated record
UCCACGGCGGAGAAAUGCCUCCCGGGGAGCUUGGCCGUGCGUCUGUCUGUCUGUCUGUCUGCCACUGAGCCCUGAGAUAUGAGCACCUAGGUGUACAGUGAAGAAGCAGCGCGUGUGUGGAAUUUCCUGCGCGUACCAUUCGGACUUCAGGAGCGCCCCAGCCACCACUUGUCACGAUGGUGAACCUGUUCCGCUCCCUCUCGCUGCUGCUCUCAGCAGGCGCGGCCUAUGCUUCCCUCCAGAUUGUGCCCGGGGCGACACUGACCGGUACCAACACGGGCGCCCACGUCCAGGCGCACGGGGCGGGGGUCAUUCAGGUCGACGGGACGUACUACCUGAUCGGCGAGGACAAGACGACGGGCUCGGCGUUCCAGAACGUCAACUGCUACUCGUCCAAGGACCUCGUGUCGUGGACAUAUGUCGGCGCUCUGCUGUCGCGCGGGGCGUCGGGCGACCUCGGCCCCAACCGGGUGGUCGAGAGGCCCAAGGUCAUCUACAACUCGUCCACCCGCAAGUAUGUCAUGUACCUGCACAUCGACGACUCGUCGUACGGGGAGGCCAAGGUCGGGGUUGCCACGGGGGACUCUGUCUGCGGCAAGUAUAACUACCUGGGCAGCUGGCGGCCGCUGGGCUUCCAGUCGCGUGACAUCGGGCUCUACCAGGACGAUGAUGGGAAGGCCUACCUGUUGACGGAGGAUCGUGCCAAUGGCCUCCGGAUCGACGCUCUCACCUCGGACUACCUGAACGUCUCGUCUGCCGUCUACACGUUUGGUAGCUACGAGGCGCCUGCGAUCGUGAAGAAGAACGGCUACUACUUCCUGUUUGCGUCGAAGCUGACUGGGUGGAACGCGAACGACAAUGUCUACACGUAUUCGACGAGCCUGUCGUCCGGGUGGUCGGCCUGGACGACUUUUGCGACGGCGGGCAGCAACACGUACACGUCGCAGACGAACUACAUCCUGCCAGUGUCCAACAGCCUGACGAUGUACAUGGGCGACCGCUGGGUGUCGAGCAACCUGUUGGCAUCGACCUAUGUGUGGCUGCCGCUGACCUUCUCGGGCACGACGGUCAGCAUGGCGAACCAGGUGAACUGGAUCCCCAACGUGGCCGGGGGCGGGGCGUGGACGGUGGGGCCGAGCGAGAGCCAGCCCGAGGGCGAGACGGCGGUGCUCACCAACGGGGCCAAGACGGUCAGCUGCAGCGGGUGCAGCGGGGGCUCGGCGGCCGGGUACAUUGGGGGCAGCACCGGCGGCACGGUGACGUUCAACGGGGUGGCGAGCAGCGCGGGCACGACCAGCACCAUCCGGAUCAAGUAUCAGAACGGUGACAGCUCCCAGCGGUACGCGGACGUGUCGUGCAACGGGGUAAAGCAGAAGGUUGCGUUCCUGCCGACGGCCUCGGGCAACGGGACCCCGGGGUCGAGUGUUGUCAACUGUGCGCUGCGGUCUGGCAGUGAUAAUGUUGUUGUUGUCUCGCAGACUGAUGGGACGUACGGGCCGGAUGUGGACAGGAUCAUGGUGCCUGCGAGCUAGAGACUCGGGCAUGUACCUAACACGUACGUGAGUAUAUAUGUACUGACUGUUCC